This is a messenger RNA of Leptosia nina, 813 nucleotides long. NCBI's taxonomy places the organism in Eukaryota, Metazoa, Arthropoda, Insecta, Lepidoptera, Pieridae. The record is from the annotation of a GenBank genome assembly.
AUGAUUGAAAAUACAGAAGGAAUAUUUUAUAAAAUCGAGAGCUUAUUGGAAAAAGAUUAUCGCGGAGUAAAUAUAGCAGUUUACAGCUUAGCUACUGCCGGUUUAGCAAUAGCAAUACAUAGAGUCCGUCCGGUUAGCAAGUUCUCUAAAGCUAGUAAAGUACCAGAACAUUUUAUAAAAAAACAUGAACCCUUGAGAGGAAUUUAUGUUGGAGUUCAACAAUCACCUUUGAGAUUAUUGAUCAGUCACAAGGCUCCAAUUUACUUACCGUUAUGGCAUUCCAGUAAGCCCCCCUUACCAGUGAAGCUUUGGGGAGUUGAUGUUAUCAGUGGAAAUGCUAUCAAUUGGUUAGAUUGUGUGGCAAAAGGGCAAAAGAUCACAUUGAAGCCCCUAGGUAGAGAUAAAGAUGAUUUGAUUUCAACUGCUGUGUUGCAUUUACCCCAUACUAAGACUAAAACUGAAGAAACGAUGAAUAUAGGGCAGAAAUUAAUAGAACUUGGCUUUGCUAAGGCAUCCGUCCCACAAAAUCUUGAGAAAAACACAAUUGAAUUCAAGCUUGCACCAGUUUUUAUUAAUGCUGAAAAUAGAGCAAAAAGUCUUAGAAAUGGAGUCUGGUCUGAGAAAUUACCCCCUGUACCUGUAUAUGUUGUUUACUGGAGGAAAGGUUUAAAUUUAACAAAGAGUCUUGGUGUUUUGUCUUCAAAGAAGCUUCUGGAGUUCUUAGCAUUUGUCUCAAAGGGUGCUUACGUUGGAAUAAAAAGUCUUGCUGUCAGACCGUUUAAAUCCACUCCCAAGCAAGUUCAAACAACAUAA